Molecule: messenger RNA, 2415 nt
Organism: Setaria italica (foxtail millet)
Lineage: Eukaryota; Viridiplantae; Streptophyta; Magnoliopsida; Poales; Poaceae
Product: alpha-L-arabinofuranosidase 1
Exons: 18
Coding region: 216-2204 (662 amino acids)
Biological process (GO): L-arabinose metabolic process
Molecular function (GO): alpha-L-arabinofuranosidase activity
Source: RefSeq, a predicted model, not a curated record
UGACCACAUGUUGCUGCUGGUGGUGAUCCUAUAACUAACGUCCCUGACAUGCGGGGCCUCGCCCCUGAUCAAGACGGCCUCCGCCUCUGCUGUGCUCCCUCCUCCCACUGCUUCAAGCGCCAUUUGCCUACUUAAAGCGCCAUGCCGUCCUUCCUCAGCGCUCACGCUGCCGCAGCAUUGCACACUCCUGAGCGACCCUCUUCAGAAGUGUGCAUAUGGGUUCGAAGCACGUCUACUCCUGCAACAUCUUCUUCUCCUUCCUCCUCUUCUCCUUGUGCUGCAAAGGCGUUGCCGCAGAAUUGGAAUGGACGCAGACAGCAACACUUGAAGUUGAUGCCUCGUGGAGGCUUGCUAGGAAGAUCCCUGAAACAUUAUUCGGACUAUUCUUUGAGGAGAUCAACCAUGCUGGAGCUGGUGGAAUCUGGGAGGAGCUUGUUAGCAACAGAGGUUUUGAAGCAGGAGGGCCCCAUACCCCUUCAAACAUAGACCCAUGGAGCAUCAUCGGAGAUGAGUCUUCCAUAUAUGUGACGACUGAUCCUGUCUCCUGUUUCACUAGAAAUAUUGUUGCUCUAAGAAUUGAGGUUCUAUGUGACAAGUGCCCAACUGGCGGUGUUGGCGUCUACAACCCGGGAUUCUGGGGCAUGAACAUAGAAGAAGGAAAAACCUAUAAUCUAGUCAUGUACAUCAGAUCACCAGAAUCUGUGGAGUUGACAGCUUCACUCACAUGUUCAAGACCUUCAGGUGCAUUGCAAAACCUGGCAUCAGCAUAUAUACAAGAUAUUGACGUGUCAAACUGGACAAGGGUAGAACUGAAACUAUUAGCUCAAGAAACAUGCAGAACUUCACGACUUGAUCUAACAACUUCCAAAAGGGGGGUAAUAUGGUUUGAUCAAGUGUCACUCAUGCCCUCAGAUACAUACAAGGGCCAUGGUUUUCGCAAGGAGCUCAUGUAUAUGCUUUUGGAUUUGAAACCACGAUUCCUACGUUUUCCUGGGGGUUGCUUUGUUGAAGGAAACCUGUUAAGAAAUGCUUUCAGAUGGAAGGAAACUAUUGGUCCAUGGGAAGAGAGACCUGGACACUAUGGAGACGUUUGGAAUUACUGGACUGAUGAUGGACUUGGAUAUUUUGAGUUUCUCCAGCUUGCAGAAGACCUGGGUGCUGCCCCUAUCUGGGUCUUUAAUGCCGGAAUCAGCCACAAUGAGGGAGUUGACACCAAUAGUAUUGCACCUUUUGUCAAGGAUGUAUUGGAUAGUCUUGAGUUUGCCAAGGGGAGUGCAGAAUCGAAUUGGGGUUCUGUUAGAGCUGCAAUGGGACAUCGAAAACGUUUUCCACUGAAGUACGUUGCGAUUGGGAAUGAAGACUGUCAGAAGGAAUUUUACCAAGGAAACUACCUCAAAUUUUAUAAUGCUAUAAGAGAAGCAUAUCCAGACAUUCAAAUGAUUUCAAACUGUGACGGCUCAUCUGAGGCACUUGACCAUCCUGCAGAUUUGUAUGACUUCCAUAUCUAUAACAGUUCUACUGAUAUUUUCCUCAUGAAAAGUAAGUUUGAUAGGACAUCACGUACAGGACCAAAGGUGUUUGUCAGCGAAUAUGCAGUUACAGAACAAAAGGAUGCUGGUAAUGGAAGCCUCCUUGCUUCACUGGCAGAGGCUGCAUUCCUCACUGGAGUAGAAAAGAACAGUGACAUCGUUCAGAUGGCUAGUUAUGCGCCACUCUUCGUCAAUGACAACGAUCCUGGCUGGAAAUGGAACCCAGAUGCAAUAGUCUUCAACUCCUGGCAACAGUACGGAACUCCCAGUUACUGGAUGCAGACAUUUUUCCGUGAAUCAAGUGGUGCUGUGAUCCAUCCAAUUACAAUCGCAUCCAGCUACUCUGAUUCAUUGGCAGCAUCCGCAAUUACCUGGAGGGACACUGAGAAUAGCUUCCUGAGGGUAAAGAUCGUAAACUUCGGGCCUCAUGCUGUGAGCCUGACAAUAAGUGCACAAGAACUCCAAGUUGGUGUUGAUACAAUGCGAUCAAGAGUCACUGUUCUGACAUCCAGCAAUGUGAUGGAUGAAAAUUCGUUCAGCAACCCAAAUAAUGUGGUGCCGGUUAGCAGAGAGCUGCCGAAUGCGGGAGAAGAGAUGCAGGCCUUGCUCGCUCCCUACUCCUUCACGUCAUUCGACCUGGCUCUGGAUCAGCACGAACGUGUGGCGGAAAUGUGAAGCAAUACAUCACAAGUUGCAAUAGAGACAGGGUUAACUAUAUGAUGUGUGGGUUCAUACUUUGCACAAACUAUGGUGUGAUCUGUGUUCCUGUAUAUCUGCUUGCUAUCAGGCCCCAUGCUAUUCUUCUGAGACUGCACGACUGCUGCAGAUAUGGAUUAGUGUUGAUGGUGGCAGAACAGAACAGAACAGAAUGACUUGUUUUUACUCU